AUGAACCCCUAUACCCAAGGUGGAUGGCAACAGUCCCAGCAGCAGCAGCAGCAGCAGCAGAACUGGGCCACCGCGCCCUCCGUCUUCGGCGCACUCCCCUCGCUCCCAGUCACCACCACCCCGCCCCGCUCCAUCCAGCCCGACAGCGUCACGUUCCAGUUCUCCCAGUUCAACACCACCAUCCUCAACUGCCAGGUCGUCGGCCCCCAGAACCGCGUCGCGUACCGCAUCGUGACCGAGGCCACGACCCCGUCCUGCACGAUCUGGAAGGACAACGAGAGCCGGAACAUCGCCAUGGUCCAGUGGCAGCCGAACGCCACCCUCGAGAUUCGCGGCGUGACGCCCAAGCAGCGCAUCCGCGAAUGGCUCCGUCUCUCGCCUGAUCAGAGCCAACGCACGAUGGAAGUCCGCGGAGUCGUCUUCGCCUGGGCCCCCAUCGAAGGCUACAUUUGCCUGUACCGCACCCAGACGACCGCGCCCAAGGUGCUCGCGCGCGUCGCGAGGGCCCCGACGAUGGUCAUCCUCGAGCUCACCCAGGAGGCGAUGCAGAUGGGCCUUCUCGAGCCCUGCCUCGUCGCCACCGUCCUCUUCGUCUGCGGCCACAACAUCGACUGA
Molecule: messenger RNA, 615 nt
Organism: Phanerochaete carnosa HHB-10118-sp
Lineage: Eukaryota; Fungi; Basidiomycota; Agaricomycetes; Polyporales; Phanerochaetaceae
Exons: 3
Coding region: 1-615 (204 amino acids)
Source: RefSeq, a predicted model, not a curated record